Molecule: messenger RNA, 1639 nt
Organism: Anolis sagrei ordinatus
Lineage: Eukaryota; Metazoa; Chordata; Lepidosauria; Squamata; Anolidae
Gene: TCFL5
Product: transcription factor like 5
Biological process (GO): regulation of DNA-templated transcription; spermatogenesis
Cellular component (GO): nucleus
Molecular function (GO): RNA polymerase II cis-regulatory region sequence-specific DNA binding; protein dimerization activity; DNA-binding transcription factor activity, RNA polymerase II-specific
Source: RefSeq, a predicted model, not a curated record
AUGUCAGGCCCAAAUGCCAAGGAGUCUGAAAGUGGUGCUCCGAAUCUUCGCACUAUGGCUUCAGACCCAUCCUCUUCUUCUUCUGCUCCUGCUGCCGAAGGUCCAGCAGAGUCUUCUUUUGGGGAGCACAACCUUAGCUUCACCACCACAGACCUCAGUGUUGUGGAAAUGACAGAAAUCGAAUACACCCAGCUUCAACACAUACUCUAUUCCCACAUGGAGGCGCAAGCGAAUGAGAACGAAGCAGAAAACAGGCUAAAUUCCACUUGCUUCUCAUCUAACAGCAAUGCAAGUCAAUCACAAUAUCUGUCAUCAUGCAAUAGCAGCCAAGGGGGCUUUUCAUCCAACACCUCUGGAAACCAGUCGCUCUACCCCAUUAUUUGCCAGCCUGGUUUGGCUUCUGACAACAGUUUUGUGGGUCCUCCUAAUCAGUGUCUUGGACAUAUCGACUUCCAGGAGCUCAGGAUGAUGUUGCUUAGUGAGUCUAGCCUCCCUCUAAACCAAGCUGAGAAAACACCCAAUGGUAGCUCUGCAAAUACGCCCGGGCAGAGUUUAGUAAAGGUUAAGCACAGCGACAACUUGUGUGGGAUGAAUAAAGAAAAUCUUCCUUUGGAAAAUUCAGCACUUCUUCCGGAGCCGAGAGCAAAACCCGCAGUCCGUGUGCGGCUGGAAGACAGAUUCAACAGUAUCCAGACUGAAAUCCCCAGAGGUCAAGAAGCCCAGGAACCUGGAGUAGCCAUUAACAACUUAGUAACCCUCAUUCGCCAUCCUUCAGAUGUGAUGGGUGUUCCUUUCCAUCAGCAGCAAAAUAAAUGUACCACAUUAGUGAAAAAUAAGACUGCUGCUACAACUACAACUGCAUUACAGUUUACAUGCCCAUUAUUUAACCCAAACUCUGCUUCUUCUGCAACCGGAAAUGCAAACACAUCACAAACACAGAAUUCUGGAGCCACUGUUUUAGAAGCAGGCAAACAUCAAGAUAUUGGAUUGCCCCGAACUUUUUCUAUCUGUUACCAGCAGGAAAUUGAAGCAACUAAGCAGACAGUUGGUCCUAGAAAUAAGGCUGUACCUGAACAUUUUUGGAUUAAGCUGGGAGGUGAAGCUUUAUGUAAGCAGACCAUAAACAAAAGAACUCGUAAUCGGCUCCACCCCUUGGAAAGCAAUGUACAGCGCAAACCACUUGGUGAUAUACAAAAUGUGUGUGAUAUCCAAAGUGCUGGCCCAUCACAAGGUGCAUGGCAAGCAGGACAGUCAACACAAAGUACACAAAGUGGAAACCAAGGUGGUGUCUCACAGCGUCGAGAGAGGCAUAACCGAAUGGAAAGAGACAGGAGGCGCAGGAUCAGGAUUUGUUGUGAUGAGCUGAAUCUUCUUGUUCCAUUCUGCACUUCAGAUACUGAUAAGGCAACAACUUUGCAAUGGACAACAGCCUUUUUAAAAUAUAUUCAAGAGCGGCAUGGGGAUUCCCUGAAGAAGGAAUUUGAAACAGUAUUCUGUGGUAAAACAGGCAGGAGACUAAAAUUAACAAGAUCCGAUUCAUGUCCCGCACAAGAGAAUGGUACACCAACGGAGACAAAAUAGUUUGACAUCUUAUUCGAUGGUUGAUGGAAAGUGAAAACACAGGAUGUCUGUUCACUUC